AUGCUCCUCCGAAAUUUUCGGCUCCAACGAAACAGGGCUCCUGUUGUCGUUUGUGUGGCGAUUACCCUGUUCUUGUGCUUUUUGUCCUUACAUUCUCUCUUCUUAGCCCUGUUCAUGGACGAAACUGUGUACCAGCAACAAUCCGAGGAAACGUUGCGACAAAUGGAGCGAGCUAUCUUGCGUCCCAACGGACAAUUAACGUGUCAGAAAAUUUGCCGAAUUGUACCGCCGGUAUCACACCGGAUGGAAGAGAAAUUGGUCCAGGUAGGUGAUGUGGGCGUACGCGUUGAGUUAGAGUCAAGAGAAUCAACUCUCAUCAGACACAUCAGUCCAACUUUGCAGGGUGGUGCUUGGGCAUAUCGCUCACGCGCUCCUAAUUCCAGCCGUCACUGCGAACGGACUUACGAUGCUGGAGUCGCUAUUGUUAUCGCUUGUAAAAACCGUUGGAAACAGUUGAAUGUCAUGCUACACUAUCUCAUUCCACUUUUGCAAAAACAACGUUUUUGCUUUCGGAUUUUUGUGGUUGAACAGCUAAAUCCCUCUGUUUUCAACAAAGGUGCGAUUUUGAACGUUGGCUUCGUUGAGGCAGCAAAGCACUUCCGAUUUCGUUGCGUUAUCUUCCAUGACGUGGACUUGGCCCCCAUCAAUGAUCUGAAUCCAUACGGCUGUGAUAGUCUAACCGAGAAUAUCGUCGUACAUCUUGGAGUGGGAAUCGACAACCGUUCGUUCAAGCUACUGUACCCAUCUCUGGUCGGUGGCGUAUUAAAAUUUUCAACGCUUAACUUCAUCAGAGUGAAUGGCUUUUCCAACCGGUACUGGGGUUGGGGACAGGAGGAUGACGACAUGGCAACACGCAUACAUGCCAGGGGAUUAGACUAUAUACAUGUGCCGAUAUCGGUAGCCCGAUACCAUGCGGUACCCCACGAUCCAGAGCCAAAGGACUACGUAUAUGAUCACUGGACACUGCUAAAAUCGGCGAAGGCCCGUAUAAGUACCGACGGAUUGAACUCUCUCAACUAUUCUAUCGUGGAUGUCAAACACACUUUCUAUUAUACAUAUAUUUUGGUGGAUGUUGGUCGAUGUAGUUGA
Messenger RNA from Dicrocoelium dendriticum, 1089 nucleotides. NCBI's taxonomy places the organism in Eukaryota, Metazoa, Platyhelminthes, Trematoda, Plagiorchiida, Dicrocoeliidae. The record is from the annotation of a GenBank genome assembly.